CAAUCACAGCUCUGAACCAUGUGCAGUCUUUGUGCUACUCUCAGUCCAGACUGAGUGCAUUUCUAUGACGCCUUAAUCCUGUUUAGAAAAGGAGCAGCUGCGGGAUAUUUACUUUCAGCAUAAUGAUUCAUCGUCGGACACUUAGAGUGGAUUCUGGCACAAGGAGCAAAGUCCUUUGUGUGGUCGGCACAGAACUUAAUGUGAAUUUGAACAGAACAGCCCCACCCGGAUCCAGAUGGUUCUCUGUGAAAUGCAGUCCCAGUGUUCAGUUCACCAUCUGCCCUCACCAUCCGGAAGUGGCUCCGCUCUCUCAUGUUCCUCUGAAUGGAAACUCUGUGCUACUUCUCCGCAUGGAACAAGCCAGCCAAUCUGAAAAUGAUAGCAAGCUGUCUGUCCAGUACUAUGGGGAGAAGAAAGAGGUGCUGGGGAAAGCAGUGCUGCACCUGACAGCUGUGGAGAUCUCUCUAGAUGUGGAUGCUGACCGAGACGGUGUUGUAGAGAACAACAACCCCAAUAAGGGGUCCUGGAAAUGGGGUCCAGAUGGACAUGGAGCCAUCCUGUUAGUCAACUGUGACUCUGAAAGUUCCUAUUAUAAGAAAGUGGACAGCAUGCAGAACUAUGUGUCCAGAGUCUCAGAUCUGAAGGACAUGUCUCUGAUGGUGCUGCGGACCAAAGGGCCUGCCUCGCUCCCUCCAGGCUACAAGCUCACAAUGCACAUAUCUCAGAGUGAUGCAGAAACCAUCAGAGUCUUCUCAUCUCAAUCCUCAAAGCCUGGGCCCAUGUCUGCAAGCCACUUCUACAGUUACUUUGUGAAGGACUACCCCCUGGUGAUCAGCAGUGAAGUUCUGGCCCAGGAGGUGCCGUACCUCGGAGGAACUGCAGAGAUGAAAUUCUACGUGGAGGGAUGCAGGUUUCCAGACAAAGACUUUGAUGGGCUUGUCCGGAUCCAUCUCAGUGUCUUAGAGCCCAUCGCUCGGGGUUUUCCUGAGACGCCCAUUUUCACAGACACGGUUAUGUUCAGAGUAGCACCCUGGAUCAUGACGCCAAACACUCUGCAGCCUUUAGAGGUGUUUGUCUGCAGCACAUCUGACAACUACAGUUUCCUAAAAGGCAUGAAGAACCUAGUUGACAAGACUGGGCAGAAGUUGAGGGUGUGUCAUGAGUACAUGAACAGACAAGACCGUUGGAUGCAGGAUGAGCUGGAGUUUGGCUAUAUUGAGUCACCUCACCAUUGGUUUCCUGUCGUUCUGGAUUCCCCUCGAGAUAGAGGACUGAAGGAGUUUCCCUAUGAUGAGCUCCUGGGCCCUGACUUUGGCUACGUGACAAGGAUCCCUAAAGAUGAGAAAGUGACUGGCCUGGACUCAUUUGGUAAUCUGGAGGUCAGCCCUCCCGUCACUGUGAAUGGAAAACACUAUCCACUAGGCAGAAUCAUCAUUGGAGUGGCCUUCCCUACGGCAUCUAAAGGACGGAACAUGACCAAAGUAAUUCAAGACUUCUUAUGGGCACAGAAGGUUCAGGAGCCCAUUGCUUUGUUUUCUGACUGGCUUGCUGUUGGCCAUGUGGACGAGUUCAUGACUUUUGUUCCUGCACCUGACAGAAAGGGUUUCCGGCUGUUGCUGGCCAGCCCAGAUGCGGGCUACAAAAUAUUCAAAAACUUACAGAACAACGGCCAUGGAAAAGCUAAACUCUUUGAGGGUCUGAAGGGAGAAGAACAGAUUACAGUGGAUGAGAUACUUAGUGAUGAAUAUCUCCAAGCCGAAAAUAACUAUGCACAGAGCUGCAUUGAUUGGAACAGGGAUGUACUGAAAAGGGAGUUGGAUCUGGAGGAUGAGGACAUCAUUGAUUUGCCGAUCCUCUUCAAGCUGGAGAAUACCAGAGCACUGGCCUACUACCCUGACAUGGUGAACAUGAUAGUACUGGGAAAACACCUCGGCAUCCCGAAGCCUUUUGGACCCAGGGUGAACGGACGCUGUGCCCUGGAGUCUGAGGUGUCCUUUCUGAUGGGGAAACUGGGCCUCAGCUGCACUUUCAUUGAUGACUUUGCGUCUUACCAUAAAAAUCUAGGAGAGGUGCACUGUGGCUCCAACGUCCACAGGAAGCACUUUGACUUCAAGUGGUGGGAGAUGGAGUUGUGAA
Messenger RNA from Thalassophryne amazonica, 2136 nucleotides. RefSeq names its product peptidyl arginine deiminase, type II (gene padi2). The record is from RefSeq and is a predicted model, not a curated record. Gene Ontology annotation, molecular function: calcium ion binding; protein-arginine deiminase activity. The transcript has 16 exons. NCBI's taxonomy places the organism in Eukaryota, Metazoa, Chordata, Actinopteri, Batrachoidiformes, Batrachoididae. Gene Ontology annotation, cellular component: cytoplasm. Bases 123 to 2135 code for a protein of 670 amino acids.